AAACAUUUCCCAUUCACACAGUCUCUGAAACAAAGCAGAGUCUCUCAUCUCCGACCAAAUUCCUCCGUCAAAACCAAAUCAAACGGAGCAAGUUACAACAAACGCCGUCAAUGUCUUACCGUUCUCUAUUUCUCUCUCUCAUCAAACGAAGAAACAGUGGUUUAAUCAAUAACAGUUAUCACCAUCAUCGCUCAGCAAGAUUUUUUUCUUCAGAUGCUGUGAGCAGUGAUUAUGUAGAAGAAACUCCGAACUCUGCGGAGGGUGAUGAUGAUGAUCUAAGAAGCAGAAUCUUGAGACUGAGACUUCCCAAACGAAGUGCUACUAAUGUUCUUCAGAAAUGGGUUCUUCAAGGGAAUUCUAUUCCUGUUUCUCAGCUUCGUGAUAUUUCUAAAGAACUUAGAGAUUCUCAGCGUUAUAAACACGCUUUAGAGCUAUCGGAAUGGAUGGUUAGUCAUGAAGAAUACAAGUUAUCAGACUCUGAUUAUGCAGACCGCAUAGAUUUGAUGAACAAGGUUUUUGGCAUUGAUGCUGCAGAGCGCUACUUUGAGGCUUUACCACUUUCCGCAAAGACAUGCGAGACUUACACAGCCCUCCUCCAUUGUUAUGCAGGAGCAAAAAUGACUGAAAAGGCUGAGGAACUAUAUGAAAGGAUAAAAGAUUCAAACCUCCCCUUUGAUGCCCUUACUUACAAUGAAAUGAUGACUCUUUACAUGUCAGUCGGGCAGGUCGAAAAGGUCCCAUCGGUUAUCGAAGACCUCAAACAACAAAAGGUUACCCCUGAUAUCUUUACUUUUAAUCUAUGGAUAAGUUCAUGUGCUGCUUCUCUUGAUAUUGAUGAAGUUAGAAGGAUUCUUGAAGAAAUGCGCAAUAGUGCUGAUUCUGAUGAAAGUUGGAUUAGAUACUUGAACCUGGCCAACGUAUAUUUUACCGCGGGUCAUCUUGAUAGAGCAAGUUCCAACUCACUAGUCGAGACUGAGAAAAAGAUCACGCAAAGUCAAUGGAUAACAUAUGACUUAUUGAUCAUUCUUUAUGGUGGGUUGGGAAAUAAGGAUAAACUUGAUAUGAUAUGGAAUUCAUUGAGAAGGACUAAACAGAAAAUGAUUAGCAGGAAUUAUAUCUGCAUCAUAUCUGCAUAUCUCAUUCUUGAUCAUGCAAAAGAAGCUGGUGAAGUUAUUGAUCAAUGGAAACAAGCGACAACACCAGAUUUUGAUACGCUUGCUUGUAAAAGAAUUAUGGAUGCUUUUACAGGCCUUGGAUUGGAUGAAGCAGCCAACAACUUGAAUAUGAUUCUCACUGAGAAGAACCUCAAUCCAGAAAAUAACUAACUAGGAGUUUAUUCAGUCAUGUAUCUGAUUUAGCGUAUACAAAUUUAAGAUCAACUACAUUGCAACCUUCAGCAGGAAAUUGUGCAAUUCGCUAAUACAUCCCGAAUGAAUAACCUGCAAUGUAAGAUUCUAUUGCUUUUGUGGCUGUGUUCUCCAUUUCUUAUAACUUCCCUUUAUGCUUCACAGCCUUCACUUGGCUAACAUCUUUGCUAUUAUCAGAACGAUCAAUUUUUUUAUGAUCGCAUUUGUUUUUUUAUAGGCAAAUGUUUUGUUUUCUUAUAGACGAUUGUCAGUAAGUUAGUGGUUUUAGUUUUUAGCGUUCAAAUCAAGAAACUGUUAAAUGUUACGAUAAAAA
Molecule: messenger RNA, 1680 nt
Organism: Trifolium pratense (red clover)
Lineage: Eukaryota; Viridiplantae; Streptophyta; Magnoliopsida; Fabales; Fabaceae
Product: pentatricopeptide repeat-containing protein At5g09450, mitochondrial
Exons: 3
Coding region: 111-1325 (404 amino acids)
Cellular component (GO): mitochondrion
Molecular function (GO): protein binding
Source: RefSeq, a predicted model, not a curated record